CGAAAUUCUCUUUAAUUAAUAAUGUUAUACAGAAUUUUCUAAUCUGAAAACCAACCACUGGGAAUGUAUUUCCUCAUUAAUAUGCAUUGCCUAUCAAAACCAGUAGGAUUAAAGUGUCGGGACCGGAUUCCAUCCGCUAGUUUGAGUCAGCCGUCCGUACCUACAACAUAUAUAUAUAUAUAAUAGAGCCACACAUCACAAGCCAUACAAUUCACUGCCCAACUCAAGAUUUCAAUUUUAGUGAGAAGGAAGACGAAAUUUCAAUCAGUUGGCAAUAUGGCAGAAGAGUUCCUCCAAGGGGGAGUAAGCUGGUGGAAUUCGCCGCGAAAUCUCUUCAGUUGGUCGCCAUGCUCGUUGGCGUCCAACGACGGCUGGCCGACCACAAGUGUACGCUCAAGCGAUGAAUCCGCCGCCUCCGACGGAAGCAGCUCCCUAGUAAUACAAGAUCACCAGCCGCCUCCCGACGCCGCCAUGAUGGGACUCGGUCUUUCACCCUCGGACGCCUGGAAUCAAGAUUUGCUCCGAGAUAGCGGAAGAUCAGAGGACAACUAUUCUAACUUGUUGCUCGAUUCAACCACCACUCAAAUAAAGAAUUUCAGUGGAGAAGAUUCAUCCAUGAAGCAAGCGAAUCAAUGUUUUGGUUCAGCUGAAUCCUAUAGCUACGCUUCAUCCUUGUUGCAGACUCUGUUCGAUACAGAUUCUCAACCCCACCCAUCUUUAUUAGAUCAUCAAACGGCAUUGAGUUACUCCUCGGUUGCUGCCGCAGAUGCUCAUCAGAUUAAUUCAAAUGGAUUCUUGCCUAAACCCUCUCCCACUGCUAAUCGCUUAUGGAAUGCAUCUCCCACUUUCCCACCAUCUGAUCACUUCUUUCCGUCAUCUCUCACCAAUCAGAUUCACAGCAUCGCUACUAAGCAGCAUGAACAAGGCAGCAAGGACUUAGCCGCCACGGUGGUGAAGAAAGCAAACAACGAACCCGCAUUUAAACGUCCACGAAUCGAAACUCCGUCCCCGUUGCCAACCUUUAAGGUCCGAAAAGAAAAACUUGGUGAUAGAAUCACCGCCCUACAGCAGUUAGUUUCACCUUUCGGAAAGACUGAUACUGCAUCGGUCCUCCACGAAGCUAUCGAGUACAUCAAGUUUCUCCACGAUCAAGUCAAUGCAUUAAGCACGCCAUACUUGAAAUACGGAGCUCCACCGGUGCAGCGCCAGCAGGCUGCAGGAGACAAAGAUAAGGAUGAAGAAAAGGACCUCAAAACUCGAGGACUGUGCCUCGUCCCUAUAUCGAGCACCUUCCCCGUUGCAGCCGAGACUACCUCAGAUUUCUGGACACCAACAUUCGGUGGAAGCUUCAGAUAGAUAUAUUUCAUCAAAAAAAAAAAAAACAAUAAUGUAAGAUAUGGAUACGGCAAGAAUGAAGGCAGUGAUAUACAUGUAUUGAAGAAAAGCAAGAAAAAGGGAAAGCGAGAAAAAGGAGAAAAAAAAAAAACGAAGUGACUGUCCAAGGAAGACAGCGCAGCGCAUGCUGGGCCACAUCUUGGAAAGAAAGACAACCAAUAUGAUAGCAUAGAACUAAUUAAUGUAACAUUUUCAUGAAAUUGUAAUAAAAUACUUGUAUUACAAUUCAUCAAGAGGAGGUUAAGGAAAAAGGAACUAGAACAGAUGCUAAAUUUAGCUUUUAGUCUAGUACUUUAUAUGGAGUAGUUUUUUAGAAGAUAAUUGAUGUGCAUUAUCGAUCGGUUUGAGGUGAAUUUAGCAGCUUAGUUAAUUAUUAA
This is a messenger RNA of Salvia miltiorrhiza (redroot sage), 1772 nucleotides long. Its product is annotated as transcription factor bHLH112-like. The coding region runs from base 277 to 1356 and encodes 359 amino acids. The record is from RefSeq and is a predicted model, not a curated record. Gene Ontology annotation, biological process: regulation of transcription by RNA polymerase II. Gene Ontology annotation, cellular component: nucleus. The transcript is spliced from 7 exons. Lineage: Eukaryota; Viridiplantae; Streptophyta; Magnoliopsida; Lamiales; Lamiaceae. Gene Ontology annotation, molecular function: DNA-binding transcription factor activity, RNA polymerase II-specific; protein dimerization activity; RNA polymerase II cis-regulatory region sequence-specific DNA binding.